AUGCCCGAAUUGCACUCGGCAGCCCUACCCCAGCAUCUUCCCUUUAAAAUCUCAGGAUCAACGGCCGUAGAGGUCCUUGAGAAAAGUGCACCGUCUCGCCGUCAAAGUAUCGGUAAAGAUCAAGCGCGGAAGCAUCGGCCUAAAGCAUGGAUCUGCAACCCAGCAUCACCGAGUCUGACUGUAUUCGCAUCGAUGCAGAUCUCCUCAUACCGGGCCGUGCUCCCCCGGCUGAAAGAUGCAACCUGGAUUCUUCGAUCCGGAACAAUCGUUCACGUUGGCCUUCGAUCAUCUCCCCCAGAUGAGUAUACAUCUCUCCCAGCAAUCCAGGUCCCCACCCUCCUCCCUGGCCGUCCCAACUUGAUUGCUGUGAAGAGGAAUCCAAUGGAGGAUAUUGGGGCUUUGGCGAAAGCGGAGGAUGUGAAUCCCCUAUGGCGGGCGGGGAAGUUGUAUAAAUCUCUAGAGAUGGAAUGUGGAUGUUUGGUGGUUAAUUGA
Messenger RNA from Letharia columbiana, 492 nucleotides. RefSeq lists its product as uncharacterized. Bases 1 to 492 code for a protein of 163 amino acids. Lineage: Eukaryota; Fungi; Ascomycota; Lecanoromycetes; Lecanorales; Parmeliaceae. Gene Ontology annotation, molecular function: hydrolase activity, acting on carbon-nitrogen (but not peptide) bonds. The transcript has a single exon. The record is from RefSeq and is a predicted model, not a curated record.